CUUCCAGAUUUUCUUCACUCCAACACUUGAAUUACGAUUUAGUGAUCCCUUUAUAACGAUGAUAUAUACAUUGGCGAAGUUUGUUGGAUUCAGAGUUGUUAGAUCUAUAUACGAUCAGGGAUUUGAUGAGCUAAUUGGAAAAGAACAAUUAAAAAAAGACUGGUUUAAUGGCAGAGGGAGCUUUCAGAUGCCAUGAAGAAAAAGAUUCAUACAGAAUAGGAUGCUUCUGGGGCAAGGCAAGAUAAGCCUCUCCUGACUAGGUCAACUGUGUGGGAGGCACAAAAGCACAUAUAUGCUUUAAGCUCGAGAAAUAAAUCAAUACAAGAAAUGACCAAGCAGAAAUGUAACAAAAGCUUUGCUUUGGGUUCAUGAAUUAGCUGGUGCCUUGCAGAUUCAUCAUUGUCAUUAUACCCUAUCAGCAACCACAUGCUUGCAUUCAAGGUUGGUUUCUCGGCUCACAAAUGCAGUAUUCAGGAAUGCCAUUUUCUCCCGAUCAUGAGAUUCAUUUACCAUUUAUUGGUGGUUUCUAAGGUAGCCCCUUCCCAUCUCAAGAGGUGAUCCACCACGGUCAGCUUUUAGAUUAAAGACGAUGAGAUCGUACCAAGGCUUCCGUAAUUCUCACGAUGAUUUGCCAGUGUGCUCCAUUUUCAAUGAUAGCGUGCCUAGGGAGUUGAUGGAUCUACUAAGUACUCACCUUAAAAAACCUCGUGUGCUAUAUACGGAGUAUGUAUUAUCUGCAUUGGAUUACACUGUGUUACAUCUUACGAGUAUAUUGGAAGAUGGAUUGUGUUCUCAGAUGAUAUUGUUCCAAUCAUUAUAUAAUCAAUGACACAAACAACGAUAUUUAUACUUAAUCAGAAAUACAUAGGAAUGCUUCUCUGCAUUAAAAAAACAAUGUUUAGGCUUAAUGGGCGAAUCACUAUUUGAAGAAAAGUACAGGGAGCUAUGAAGCAUGGGAAUUUUUUUGUAGUAACUUUUGUUCGUUUCAAAAUCAUUCUGUAAAUGUUUUAGAACUUAAUGAAUUUUUUAGGAUAAUUCUUUCUCAUCUACUUCUUUUUAUACUAUCGUGUUUCCUACUUUCUGUUUCUCACAUUUUUGUAUCCAUACCAAAUAGCAAUGAGGUAAAAGAGAUAGAUAUUUAAAUGUGAAUUUACUGAAUUGACUGAAUUCUAAUGUUUUGUUCUCCUAUGGUAUAUAAUUGUUGGGGCAAUGAGCAGGUAGCGAAGUGCGUAGAUCCCAAAUCAGCUAGAGCAAUUGUGUUUUUGGAGCCAAAAAAAUUGAUCCAUGCAAAGCCAUCUUUUCAUGAAAAGCUUCUUUUUAGCUGCUGGGUUGUUAACUCUUUGUGUUGGUUGUAACAUGGCAGUCUGAAUUGGCAGCAUAAGUAGCAAUUCUAUGAUGACUUCCACACUGCCUACUUUGGGAGAUUUGCACCCUCUAUGUGUGGGGGGAGGGCAGACCCACACCUUAAGGAACACUCGCCUGCUUCAGGCAGGCUCGAUGCCCUAAAUGAAGCAACGGGCUAUCCGAUUGUCGUUUCUGAACCUGUACAGAAAGUGUUGGAACAUUCCAUGAUCUCCCAACAAGGUGGCGUUCCUCGUUCAGGGGCGUGAAGAACCAGUGGUGAUAGUGAUUAGGUGUGAGUCUCCUUGAUCACCCGUGGCAUCAGACGAGAGACUCUAGAGUUCAAAAGUCCGUGACAAUUGAAAAAAGUUAAUUUGAGUUGAAAGGGUGGACACAUUUACCCAUUGCCUGUAGCAAACUGAAAUUCUUCUUCCAACACACCUUCGUUCAUUAAUUCUUCCAUAUGGGUUUUCUUCUGCAAUUAUUAUCUAUAUUGUAUACACACAUUGAAGUUUCUGUCACUGGUGGAGCAUUUAGACAAAUUUGAUUGCAAAGGUAAUUGAUAUUUUUGAAAUUUGUAUUUGGGGUAUGGAAAAUGAGUGUUAAAAUGAGUUUGAACAAAGAUCUAGCAUUUAUUUUGAUUGAUUUUGACCUUCCAAAUUUUCCCUUGAUUUUCUUUACCCAGCAUUUUCCAAGCUCAAAGUUUUCGUUUCCACAUUCUACCGGGUAAUUCUGAUGCAAUUGGACUAGUUGUUCGACUCGAGGCAAUGAGUCGAGUACCAUGUGGCAACCUUGUGCUAAAAUUCAAAUGACAAAGAUCUACAUUUAUUUAGAAUUGAUUUUUGACCUUCCAAAUUUUCCCUUGAUUUUCCUUACCCAGCCUUUUCCAAGCUUGAAGUUUCCAUUUCCACAUUCUACCAAGUAAUUCUGAUGGAAUUGGACUAGUUGUUCGGCUCCAAGCAGCGAGUCGAGUACCAUCUGAAUUGUGGCAACCUUGUGCUAGAAUUCAAAUAACAAAUGAUUGAAGUGACACAAAUAUGAAACAUGUCAUUGCAUGCUUUGCUCUAGGAAAGACUGACUUUUUUCUUCUGUCGGCACCUGCUAGGAAAGUAUCUUUGUUCAGUAUGAACACAUUUAAGUUAAUGCUAUCAUUUUCCCUUGUUUUUUGUGGCCUGCUUAAAAUAUUAGUAUAUUGCUUUAAGUACCGGCAUAUAUGAUGGAUCGAUUUUUAUUUUUUAUUUUUGUUGUAGGGACGUUCGGUGGUAAUGCCAUGUGCAUCCGCUACAACAUGCCUUGCCUCUCUUCCUUAAGAUAACACAACGUUGUUGCUAUUGGCUUGGAUCAGUCCUACACUUCCUCAAAGUGAAUGAUGAGCCCUACACCAUCAUAGCUUAAGCCAUAAAGUGUGCAUUCACUAGCCAGGGAAAACCUGCAACUACAUUUUUGUCAACAAUUCUCUACACAACAAUAGCAACUAAUACUGCAAACACCUAAACCGAACCGGACCUUAUAGUUUUUGUAUUUGGAAAUUAAUUGAAAUUAGCAACUACGGCAAACAACGUUGUUAUCUUGGGGAAGAAAGGCAAGGCAUGUUGCAGCGUGAGAACAUGGCACCAACACCGAAUAUUUUUACAACAAAGUAAAAAAUUGGAGAUAUGCUCAUCAUAUAUUCAUUUCUAAUCUUACAUACCGAUAUUUUAAGCAAGCAACAGAAAAUGACAAAAGGGAAAGAACGAUAGCAUAACCUUAAAUGUGGUCAUACUGAACAAGGACACUUCCCACCAGGUGCUGACAAAAGAAAAAAGUCUGUCUUUCCUAAAGCAAAGCAUGCAAUGGCAUGUUUCAUGUUUGUCUCACUUAAAUGAUUUGUCAUUUAAAUUCUAGCACAAGGUUGCCACAAUUUAGAUGGUAUUCGACUCGUUGCCAGGAGCUGAAUAAUUAGUCCAAUUGCAUCAAAAUUAACAAGUAGAAUGUAGAAAUGGAAACUUCAAGUUCGGAAAUGGUUGGGUAAAGAAAAUCAAGGGGAAUGCUGGUAGGUCGGAAUAAACUCUAGAUAAAUGCCAGAUCUGUGUUCAAAGUCAUUUUAAUAGUAGUAUGUUAUAUAUUUCUACUUUAUUACAACAAAGUUACUCUAUAUAAUCCCAACUCUAUUGUAGUCUUGUGAUCUAGAUAUGCAACAAGUUAACUCAACUUUGUUGUUAUCCCAAUAUAGAGGUUCUGUUGGAUGUCGAUUCUUGGGAACGCCUAUGGACAUUAUUCAAACUAAAUAAUGUCCACCAUCACUGAAUAUUGUUCCACCAUUAGACAUUACCCAAAAAUAUAAAUUUGAAAGUCAUAUUUUAAUACUUUUGUGACGCUGCCUAAGAAAAAUAGAUGUAUUGUGUUUUUCUAUACAUAUCUAAAAAAGCGUUUUUCUGCAGAGGAAACAGUUUGAUGAUAUGUGGAGCGACCUUCCCUUUGAUCUCUUAGCUGAAAUCUUCUCUUCCCUCUCCCCCGACACCUUCGUCCGCGCCAAGUCCGUCUGCAAGAACUGGGCUGCUUGCGCCGCCGCGUCGCCUCCGUGGGCACGGCGGAACAACCUCCCCUGGUUCGUUGCAAUGCCCGCUCGGGCCCACCACCACUUCUUCUUCUGCGCGCACAACCCAACUCAAAAAGGCGGGUGGCACUUGCUGCCCUCCGGCCUCAUCCCUCCUCCGGUCCGCCCGGUGGCAUCCGUCGCCGGAAUGGUGAUACUCCGGCUGGGUACAGCCACCGCUCUUCAGCUUGCAAUCUGCAACCCUUUUACCGGCCAGUUCCGCCGCCUCCCGGUUAUGAACACCGCCAGGACAAAUCCGGCGGUAGGGGUGGUCCCGGUGAAGGAGGAGGAGAAAUCGGGGUACAGAAUCUACGUGGCCGGCGGGAUGUCGGAAGGCGGGAGAGGCGGGGCGUCGUACGUCCCGACAGUCGAGACGUACGACCCGAACCGCGACAAGUGGGCGUUGACCGGGUCAAUGCCAAUGGAGUACGCGGUGCGCCUCACCGUGUGGACACCCCGAGAAGGGGUGUACAACAACGGGGUUUUAUAUUGGAUCAGCUCGGCGCGAGCCUAUAGCGUGGUCGGGUUCGAAGUAUGGACAAAUAAAUGGAAACAAUUUAAAGUCCCAAUGGGGGAGAGUCUUGAAUUCGCGGCGUUGGCAGUGAAAAGGGGAAAAUUGUUAGCCUUGGGUGUUGGGGAGGCUUGCGACGGGGGAGGGGCGUGGGUGUGGGAGCUCGGUGCGCCGGAAGACGACCCUUGGAGGGUAAUAGAGAAGGUGCCAUUUGAAAUGGGGAGAAGAUUGGUGUGGGGGAAAGGGAGUUGGGGGGAUGUUAAGGGUGUGGGGAUUGAUGGAGUGGUGUGUUUGUAUAGGGAUUUAGGGGAAGGGGUGGUGGUUUGGAGGGAGUGUGGGGAGAAUUUUAGGGGUGAAUGGUCUUGGAUUGAAGGGGGGUUCCAAGGGGGCUGUCGCUCCCUUGGCGGGGGUUCGAGGACAGCGCACCCGAGUAGGGUUCAAGGAUCGGCAGCCCCUGCGGGGUCCAAGCUAAGGGGCAAAGCCUAGGAUUUUUUUAUUUUGGACACAGUGCUGUAUUAAAAUUUUAGGUGAAUUUUUAAUUUUUGGAAUUUGGGUUUAUACAAAUUUCUAAAAAAUUGCCACUUCUAAGUUUCGCGCGAUUAUACGUGAACUUUAGAGUAGAAAACGCGACUGCACAUCUCUUCUCUCCGCUUCCAUAAAACCCCGGCAAAGUUUGGUCGAAAAAUACGGAGUACUUUAACAAAGGAUUCCUAUUUUA
Messenger RNA from Cuscuta campestris, 5145 nucleotides. NCBI's taxonomy places the organism in Eukaryota, Viridiplantae, Streptophyta, Magnoliopsida, Solanales, Convolvulaceae. The record is from the annotation of a GenBank genome assembly.